AUGUUCUCUUUCACCUUACUUCUCUUACCAUUGGUACUACUCACAACACCUGUAAUCGCGCAGUCUUCUUCCUUGUCAUCAAACACGCCUAUACCUAGCAGUGCUGUAACAACGAUCACUGGUGCCUCUAGUACUCUUAUCAGCACGUACUCUGCCGAUUUCUCGAGCGGCCUCCCAGGCAUAGUUCUGACCACGACUACUUCUGGACGGCAAAAUGCUACUGCCACAUCUUCGACGACAACCGAGGAGGUCACAGCUAUAGUCGGCUUAUCUCCUUCGACCGAGUCCGCAAACGGUACCGCUUCAGCGACAACGUCUGCUCGUCCUCGUCCGACUAACACUCGGCCAUGCAACGGAUACGUCGAGUUUUGCGAACGGAGGUUCUCAAACAUCUCUAUGGUAGUCGCACACAACAGCCCAUUCGUGAGACCGCAUAAUGCAGCCAGUAACCAAGACUAUCCAGUGCUUAACCAGCUGGCCGAUGGAAUUCGAGGGUUGCAAUUUGAGACCCAGAAACCCAACGCGUCCUCCGCGAUCCGCCUCUGCCACACCUCUUGUAAUCUGCUCGACGUGGGCACCCUCGAAUCAUAUCUCACGACGGUCAAAGGCUGGCUCGACCAACACCCAUACGAAGUCAUUGCUAUCAUAAUGGGUAACAAUAACGGGCAAGAUACCCGUAUACCAGUAAUGGACUAUGUCGCACCGUUCCAAGAUUCAGGAAUUAUGGAGUACCUGUGGACACCACCAUCGGCUAGUCUGAACCUGACCGACUGGCCCACGUUGGCCGAGAUGAUUAUUAGAAACCAGCGCGUGGUGGUCAUGAUGGACUACGGCACAGACCAGAGUCAGGUCCCGUGGCUACUGAGCGAGUUUGACUAUCAAUGGGAAACGCCCUUUUCGCCUACAGACCCCGCCUUCCCAUGCACCCAGCAACGACCUCCAAACCAAGCAGAAGAUGUCUCACGCAAUCGCAUGUACAUGAUGAACCACAAUCUGAAUAUUCAAGUCAGUUUCCCCGGCGUCAGUAGUAUUCUCAUACCAGCAUACUCGCUGCUUGACCAAGUCAACGCAGUUUCAGGUAAUGGUAGUGUUGGUCUCAACGUACAGAAUUGCGAGAAGACGUGGAAUCGUCCGCCAAACUGGAUACUUGUCGACUACUACAACUACGGCAACUUUAAUGGAUCUGUCUUCCAGGUGGCUGCGACGGCUAACAAUGUUACCUACAACGACCGCUCGUGCUGUGGUACAGAAGAUACCAGUGCAGGGCACAUUCUUACGACUCAAGGUCUUCUUGCAGUUUCGUUGGUUGUUGGUGCUUGCCUGUUUUGGUGA
Messenger RNA from Alternaria atra, 1332 nucleotides. RefSeq lists its product as uncharacterized. Gene Ontology annotation, biological process: lipid metabolic process. Lineage: Eukaryota; Fungi; Ascomycota; Dothideomycetes; Pleosporales; Pleosporaceae. The record is from RefSeq and is a predicted model, not a curated record. The transcript has 2 exons. The coding region runs from base 1 to 1332 and encodes 443 amino acids. Gene Ontology annotation, molecular function: phosphoric diester hydrolase activity.